CAACCAUGCAGUUCACCACUAUCCUGACUAUCGCCGCUCUUGCUCUCACCGAGCAUGCCAUGGCCACCAUCUGCACAGGCACAUCCACCUUCACCUCUGGCAACCUCAAAGGCACCUCCUACGACGUGGCUUGGAUCUAUGGCGAAGACGCCUGCCAAUGGACUUUCGUCGCCAACGCCAAUGAUAAUCCAUGUGGCAGAAAGUUUACUCUGUCCAAUGGCUACACUUACUAUNUGNGAAACUGUGGUGAUGCAUCUUUUGCACUGUACAAUGGAGACGGCAGUUACAACCAUAUUGCUGUGUACAAUCCUGAUUAUGAGGAUGAUUGUAUCAACAACAAUGGCCAGUACAAGGUUGUCAAGACCUGGCAGUUU
This is a messenger RNA of Aureobasidium musti, 374 nucleotides long. The record is from the annotation of a GenBank genome assembly. NCBI's taxonomy places the organism in Eukaryota, Fungi, Ascomycota, Dothideomycetes, Dothideales, Saccotheciaceae.